AUGACGGCAUGUGAUUGGUUUGGGAAAGGAAGUAGAGUUAUCAUCACAUCAAGAGACAGGCAGGUGCUUAAAAAUACUUCUGCUUCUGCAACUCCAGCAACAUAUCAUGUUCCGAAACUGGAUCCGCAUCAUGCCCUUCAUCUCUUUAGCUUGAAUGCUUUCAAGCAACAUGAACCAUUGAAAAGCUAUUUGGAGUUAUCGAAGUGGGUAGUGGAUUAUUGUCAAGGAAAUCCAUUAGCUCUAAAAGUACUGGGUCGCUUUCUUUAUGGCAAAAGAAAAGAAGAGUGGGAAAGUGCUCUGGCAAAACUAAAUCAAACUCCUUGCAAGGAAAUUUUUAAUGUGCUAAAAUUGAGUUUUGAUGGACUUGAUGACUCACAGAAGAAAGUAUUUCUUGAUCUUGCAUUUUUGUUGAAGGUAGGACGGAGGAUUUCUCGGCACGAUACAAGAUGCUUAUAUGGUGCUAUAGAAAAAAUUGAGAUAAGUGUACUUGAAGAUAGAUCCCUCAUCUCAGUGGAUGACUAUGAUGGUAUUGAGAUGCAUGCUCUACUAAUCGAUAUGGGUCUUAAACAAUCUAAUUCUGAUAAUCGCAUUCGGUUGUGGAGGCAUGAGGAUAUUUAUCAUUAUUUUUCCGACAAUGACAAG
Messenger RNA from Neltuma alba, 642 nucleotides. Its product is annotated as TMV resistance protein N-like. The annotation marks the transcript as partial. The record is from RefSeq and is a predicted model, not a curated record. Gene Ontology annotation, biological process: defense response. The transcript has a single exon. Gene Ontology annotation, molecular function: ADP binding. NCBI's taxonomy places the organism in Eukaryota, Viridiplantae, Streptophyta, Magnoliopsida, Fabales, Fabaceae.